CGCCGCUCGCAGCUCGGCGCUGUGACAGUGGGCUGCUUUGAUUCAUGCUGCUCGGACUCUCGUUUCUGGACGUGAAGAACAAUUAAUGCGGGCACAACAGAGCACACCAAGCUCGAGGAGGAGAAGAUGAACGUGGAGGCUCUGAGCCGAGCAGAGCUGCUGACUCUCCUCAGUAUCUUGGAGGGAGAGCUGGAGGCCCAGGAUGUAGUCAUACAUGCCCUCAGGGCUCAGCACAAAGAUGCGUUUGUCCAGGAGCGCUAUGGACAGUACGACCUCAGCGAUCCAUUCCUGGCCCUGCAGCGGGACAACGAAGCUGCGGAGCGCCACGACGCGCUGGCCCAACCGCACACACAUCUGCAGGGUCAGGCUGUGGGCCCCAACCCUCUGGCUGUGCUGAAACUGGUCAUGGCUCACUGCAAGAGGAUGCAGGAGAGGAUGAUGGGACAGUUGGCCGCGGCGGAGAGCCGCCACCGGAGGAUGAUCGCUGACCUUGAGGAGGAGAAGCGGCGGCGUGCCCAGGACUCUGCACAGCAUGCCAACUUCACCUUCAUGCUGCAGACAGAAAGAGACAAACUGCUGCAACAGUUGGAACUCGAGCAUGCAACGGUCCAGAGGCUGGAGAGGGAACAAGCACAAGUUGUGAGCAAGGUGGAGGAGUCUCUGUCCCAGCAGCAGGAGCUCUCCUCCACUCUGUCUCUGGAGCUCCAGAAGGCCAGCAGCCAGGCUCAGGAGGAGGCGCAGAAGGUCUCCCAGCUUCACCUGCUGCUGCAGGAGGAGAGCGGCACCCUGGAGAAGCUCCGGGCCAUCCUGGAAAAGGAGAAGAGCCGGGCGGCCCAGCUGGAGGCCAGCGCCGAGAGGCAGCGGGCUGAAUUUGACGCAGAGCGAGAAGAGAUGAGAGCCAGGCUCGUCAAAGAGGAGGGGAGGAGCAGGGAGCUGGAAAGGCAGGUGGAGGAAUUAAAGAAGAGGCUGGCUGAACCCAAAAGAUGCAGAGAGGAAGUUAAAGAAGGUGUGGCAGAGGCGAGAGGAGAGUCCAAGGUGAUAGCUGCAUCCACAUCACUUCAAACUGAGCCGGAUGGAAGGAUAACAGCCACUCCAAAGUCGGGAUCGCUCCCGAGGGUCAACGGCCAUCAUAAAGACGCAGAGCCGCCACAGGAGGGGAGAGGAGCAGAGAACGGAAGUGUAGUAGAAAACGGAGGAGCGGCGCUUUUGCAUUCCCCUCUUCAUCCGAACGCCCACUCCCCCUCCAGCACGGCGUCGUCCUCCCUCUCCUCCUCCCCCAUCUCCUCACCUGUCCUGGCCAAACGUCUGGGAAGCCCGGGCUUCCAUCAGUCGUCCUACCAGGCCGGGGUCAACCAGCGAUUCCAGGCGGCCAGACACAAGUUUCAGAGCCAGGCUGAGCUGGAGCAGCAGCAGCACGGCGGCCCUCUCUCCCCCCGGGACCUCUCCCCCACCACCGCCUCCGUCCCUCCCCCUCCAGAGCACAGCACCGCCAAGCAGCUCGCCCGCAACACGGUCACCCAGGUGCUGUCCCGCUUCACCAGCCAGCAGGCCGGCGUCAAGCUGGCGCCCAUCAGCAGCUCGCCGUUCGGUACAGACUAUCGCAACCUGGCCGCGUCCCCCACCGGAGGGAGGUCUCCCUCCUCGGGCCCGCUCUCCCCGGGCAUCCGCUCGCCCAUCACUCCUCGCUCGGAAAGGACGCAUCCUCCUCCGCCGAUCCCCCCCAAGAAGCCGGGGAUGAGUCCCACUCCGGGCUCCCCGAGCCACUCCGCCCGGGCCAGCCUCUUCCCCGAGCUCACGGGGAACUGCGGACACAGCGGGCCGGAAGGAGCCAAGGAGGCCGACCUGGUGUUGUCCUCCAGCAGCUAACAGCCACACCUUCAAAUUCAUCACCUGCCGCAGCCCUGCAGCCCUCACAAACCCACUUCACAACUCGCAGAUCCGUAGAAUGAUUCAAGGACACCCCCUACCUCUUUUAAUCCUGAUAAACCAUUGGAAAAUAACUGAGAUAAAACAAAGCAUAUUAUAAAUUCCAUUUAUUUUUUAUUUUUAUUCCACUCUGUAGGUAUAUUGUAACUUUCAAAUGUCAUAAUUAUUUAUGUUUUCUGCAAUAUUCCUACAAUGUUGUUUUAGGAGAAUCUCAAAGGGAUUUUAUUGAUUUAUUAGGUUUUAAUCAUAAGUGGAGGGUAAAAUACAUGGAUGUAGAAGUAGGAAAACCUAACUGUCACAUUUAUAUUGCGAGUAGUUUCUGUUUCUAUCCACCCAUUGUGUUUUUAUGCAGUUUAUAUGGAAAUAAUCCCACAAAUACUACUAAACUGUAGCUAUGUUGAAGAUUUUAGCUUCUCAAUGAACUCCACAUGCAUGUUCCAUUUUUCUACUAUGAAAACACUGAUCUUGAAAAAGGGAGAGCACAUUUUGCACUGCAUUACUGUUUGUCCACAAUUUUAGACUUUUUUAUUUUCAAUCAGGGAAGAGAUUUUUCAUUUAUUCAAACCAGGGAGGACGAUGUGUCACCAUGGUGAGAUAUUUUCAUCAGUGAACACUUAAGGUUUGACUCUUGCUACUGUAAUAACUCUAUAUGAAAAACACAUUUACAUAGUGUUGUGACUCAUUCUAACAGUGCUACACAUUGUUUUAGGUUUGAAAUUGUAUGUCUUUUGCUACUUGACUUUCACAAAUAAUUAAAUACAAUUUUAGCCACUCAAAUCUGUAGAUACGGCUGUGUGUUAAUAGAAAUCAACAGCAGUCAAGUCAAUGAGCAUAUCAAGUUUUUUUUUUAAAUAAACAAUUUCUAC
This is a messenger RNA of Salarias fasciatus (jewelled blenny), 2792 nucleotides long. RefSeq names its product CTTNBP2 N-terminal like b (gene cttnbp2nlb). The transcript is spliced from 5 exons. Bases 127 to 1866 code for a protein of 579 amino acids. NCBI's taxonomy places the organism in Eukaryota, Metazoa, Chordata, Actinopteri, Blenniiformes, Blenniidae. The record is from RefSeq and is a predicted model, not a curated record.